This is a messenger RNA of Psylliodes chrysocephalus, 769 nucleotides long. The record is from the annotation of a GenBank genome assembly. NCBI's taxonomy places the organism in Eukaryota, Metazoa, Arthropoda, Insecta, Coleoptera, Chrysomelidae.
UUGAUAAUAUUGAUUUUCAAAAGAACUAUAUUAUGUAUUUUUCCAUAAAUACAAGUGAUGUUAUUAAGAAAUAUGUUGUUUAGAAAAAAAUCCUUAACUAAUAAAUAUUGUGGAGUCUGGAAAAAUCUUUAGUGAUACGAAGAGUAGUGUAUAACCGAAAUACGAAAUGGUUAGAUUAUAUAAUUUGCUACUUCUCUCUAUAUUUUGUUCUGCUGCUACUUGGGCAGCUAUAAUUCAAAAUAGAGCAAAUAGAGCUGAAUACGAUAUGUAUGGUAAUUACAAACCCACAGAGUUCCAUAAAUAUAGCACGGAUUGUUGUAUAGUACCGGAGUGUGAUUUAUACAGGUGCGCCUUGGUAAAUAUGCAAAUAAAGUAUGCAAAAAGGCUUUUGUGCUUUGCAUGGCAUUUCAACAAAAAGAGUGGAACGCCUAGCGAUGUGCUUAAAACAGAAGAUAAAUUUUUUUUUUCAACAAAAUAUAAAAUCUUUAUCUAUAAAGCCCAUAUGGAUAAAAUACAGUGUAGCGAAACUACAAAUUUUCCAGUUUAUUUUAAUUUCAACAUACAGCGUUAUAAUUUUCAGUUUCAAAUGCCAUCAAAUCUGUAUCAAUUCAAACUAAAACUAAAGAAAGCCAAAUAUUCCAACAUUAUGCAGUUGGCUAAGGAAUAUGUUCCACAGGUUGAUAUGGUAUAUUAUAAUUCAUUGAAUGUUUCUGAAUAUCCAGCCAAUGGUAACGAUACAGACAUGACGGAUGAGGAUAUUGGAGAUUAA